This is a messenger RNA of Callithrix jacchus (white-tufted-ear marmoset), 1631 nucleotides long. RefSeq names its product nanos C2HC-type zinc finger 2 (gene NANOS2). Lineage: Eukaryota; Metazoa; Chordata; Mammalia; Primates; Cebidae. The record is from RefSeq and is a predicted model, not a curated record. Gene Ontology annotation, molecular function: zinc ion binding; RNA binding.
GGCCCCUUUAAAUCCUAAGCUCCACCUUUGCUUAGAAGAGUUUCUGGGGAUUAUAAAAGGGGGUGCAGCUCCUUUCUACUCCGGGAAACGCCUGCUGCUCUUGCCUUUGCCCACAGGCCUGCAGCCCCAGCCCCUCUCCAGUGCCCACCACCCCUGCUUUGGUGCCAUGCAGCUGCCGCAGCUGCCACCCUUCGACAUGUGGAAGGACUACUUCAACCUGAGCCAGUUAGUAUGGGAGCUGAUUGAGAGUCGGGGGCAAAAGCUGGAGACUCAAGAAACUGAUGAGCCAAGUCCCGGGCCCCCACUGGGGCAGGAUCAGGGACUGGGAGGGCCGGGGGCCCCCGGGGGCCUGGGCACUCUGUGUAACUUCUGCAAGCACAACGGGGAGUCCCACAACGUCUACUCCUCACACCAGCUGAAGACACCGGACGGCAUGGUGGUGUGUCCCAUCCUGAGGCACUAUGUGUGCCCCGUGUGCGGGGCCACCGGCGGCCAGGCCCACACGCUCAAGUACUGCCCGCUCAACGGUGGCCAGCAGUCCCUGUACCGCCGCAGCGGGCGCAACUCGGCUGGACGCAGGGUCAAGCGCUGAGGACCGUGAGAUGCCCACCACCCACACCCCUGACCCUCCUGGUCCAUCCCACCCAAGUCCCUCCACUCUCUUCUCCAGUCACCCAGCCCUUUGGAAUUUCUGGCCCCAAGAACUCCACCCUGCUGGAUCCUGAAACAGGGGAGGCUGCUGGGAGCCAGGCCAGCCCCGCCCCCUUGGACCUGUCAGCCCUCGGAGCUCAAGCAUCCGAGGGUCCUUGGUGUGCCGGGAACCCGGCCUGCACAGCCCUGCAGCGCCCUCUGGGUCCCGGUUCGUGGAUGUUUUGUCCUCGUGGGGCCUGCUGGUGACAAGAGCCCUGCCCCUUCGACUUCUCCGUUCCCCCUGGAGUUCUUGGAUAUUCGAACCUCCAGGAUUCCUCAGUGCUGUUCCAAACCAGCCCUCGGGAGACACUGAACAAGGCUGGUUCAGAAGUGCCCACCCAAGAACUUCAAGACGGGAUGUCGACUUAAGACCAGCCUUCUCCACUUUCAGCCUCCUGCAGAACCGCGGUGUCAUCGUGGACCACACCGGUUCAUUCAUUCCCUGCCCUCAGCAUCCAUCCCUCAGGACCUCAGUGGGACGCUGGACGGCCCCGUGUCCCUGGAGAGCACCAUGUCUUCGCAGGCUCACCUAUGGAUGGAGAGCAGUGGGGUGAGCUGACCCGUUUCAAUGCUCCCUGGUUGCUCUUUUCCUUGUUCAGCCCAUUGCACUCGGUACCUGCCCCCAUCCCCAGAUCACCAACUGGUCCUUUCCCCCAGCGAGCCACGCAUCUCUCCGCCACCUACCAUCCGCCCCCAUAAAUCAUGAUACUUGUCUAAAGUACAUUUUUUCCUCCUGUGUGUUUCGUCCUCCAACGUUUAAGUCAAGGAAGUUCCGAUAAAAAGGAGUUUGAGUACCUGGAUGGAAAAGGCAACAGCCUAGAUUUUAUUUUAGGGGAAAAGAAAAGAAGGGCCCCCGUCAGAUUUUAAGUUGUUCAGUUUUUGGCUCAGACCCUGAGUAUUGAGCUCUGGUGAAUAAAAAGUUUCUACAGUCAUCUUUGAAA